GAUGUAGAAGCAAAGUUGAAUUUUCCGCGUUUCAAGGUCUGCUAAACGCAUACGCGUCCGUGACCAACCGCGUGUAUAGUACACCUUCUAUGACACGAAUCGCGGCAGCGAACUGCAGAGACCCAGUUUCCUAGUUUCAGUGGGGUAAGCAGACGGCAAAAAGGAAAUUGUCUGCUCUCCGCUUGCUACGAUUCCUUAGCAGUCUCAUCACCGAUCGAAUACAAGCACCACGCGUUCUACUCGUCGGUUAUGAAACGAAUAAAAGUACAAACACGUAAAAACGAUCGUUGAUGUUUUAAGCGUGCGAAAAGCUCGACAGCCCGAAAGAUAAUUUGAUCGCGCGAUUGUAAAAUCGGACAAAUUUCGAGAUCGUUCGUCAGAACGGCUGUCAAGCCGAGUCAGUUUGGACCCCGGACCGGAAGUAAGAAAAGGAGCAGCGACAAACGCGUAACGUUAUUCGUUACGCGGAACGCGGUAAACGGUGAUUCGCAACGAGAUUCCUUACUCCCCUUAACGAUCGAUAUCGGAAGAAUGAUAGAAGGAAAGGUAACGGAAGAAUGAAUAAUUAAGCGGCAAUUAGAAAGGCAGUCAAAAGGAAGCUAAUAGGUUAUAUUUCUAUUUAAGAAUUAACUUUCUAAGCGACGAGGCGACGCAACGCAGCCAUGAAUAGAGUGGACGUAAUUUUUUCGUGCUUGUGCGUCGUAAUUCUUUUUCAAACUUUGGCCCGUGCCGAAUAUGUCGCAAAGGAGUUGAACGACACUUUGAGGGUUGACGUUUCUCAGGGAAUUGCACUGUAUAUCGCGAAUGACGAAGCAAACGUUACUCUGAGCCUGUCGUCGCUGUUCGAAAGGAACGAUGUAGAGCAACGAGAUACAGGAAGAUUCAAAUUUAAGAAAGGUAUCCUAAAAAGAAUUGGAAUGACGAUGAUGAUGGCUCCUCUAAUCUGGCAGUUAGCAACGUUACCAGCUACCCUCGCCUCCCUCAAGAUCAAUUUGCUUCGAAGCAUUUUCAUAGGAAAAAUCGCAUUGGCGAUAAUGUUGUACAACGCGCUGAGGAAUUCGCAGAAAUCGGAAGUGGUACUGAUCCAUAAACCCGAAUAUCACGAUCACUAUUAUCACACUUAUCACGAACUGGAAGACAACGACAAAGGUUGGUGGGGACGACGAAUGAAACGGCACCUGUAAAAUAGAAUAGCUUCGAUUACUUCAUCGAAUAAUCGUAUUUAGGAUAAUUGCUGUUCCAACAAAAUAGUGUGUCUGUGAUACGUAACGACAAAAUGUCACGAUAUUUCAAAUAUACGGUUCUAAUCAAGAGUAUACAUGAUUUUCCACGCGACGAAAACGCACCGGAUUGUAUAUAAAAUUAAAAUUAAAUUUUGGGUCUCGAAAGAACGUCCGGCGCAACGACCAACAACGAGAUAUUCCAAGUGACCUACUUCGAGCUGCUAACGGCAUUUUGGUCCAGAUUCUGAAGCGAUCAGCUACGACCAGGGUUUUCCCUUUUCUCUGCCGUUAAAUUCAACGUCGAAAUCGAAAUUUAUAUAAUACCGAUCGAUUUCGACGGGGAUGAACAUCGCGUGCCGAUGACCAAACGUCUUUGGGAUUACAGCGCAGCUUUCUUUCGUUUUUCUCGGAUAAAAUUUUAUCAACGCUGCGACGAAACAGACUUAUCGCGAUUAUGUCGUUGAAAUUUGAAACCAAUCAGAAAAUCUACGAAGAAGUUAAAAGACAUUUGCUACGAGCUAUUUGGUAAAAAAUUGAUAUACGACAUAAACGUUCGUCUUAAAUACAUGAUUAAGUGUUUGGAUAUUUUUAUGAUUUCUCCGAAAUACGGUAUACCUGGUCCGCAUAUUUCGUACGUUCUAUGUACAUCUCCGGAUUCCUUCCAAACUUUACCGAUAUAAUCGUGAUGUAUGUCGAAUGAAUGUCAUUAUACCGCUAGUGAAAUUUGUAAAUGUCCCAUAUGAAAUGCCAAGUGUAUCGAUAAAAAGUUUCAAAUAUAAUUGUCGAGGUACUUUGACGAAUUACUGUAACUACCGUUUCAGAAAAUUCUUCGCGUUUACGGUAACGAUCACGAUUCUUGAAUGCAAAAACUGCACCAGAA
Bombus terrestris (buff-tailed bumblebee) is the source of this 2103-nucleotide messenger RNA. RefSeq lists its product as uncharacterized. NCBI's taxonomy places the organism in Eukaryota, Metazoa, Arthropoda, Insecta, Hymenoptera, Apidae. The record is from RefSeq and is a predicted model, not a curated record. The transcript is spliced from 3 exons. Bases 663 to 1184 code for a protein of 173 amino acids.